Messenger RNA from Achroia grisella, 2245 nucleotides. Its product is annotated as gastrula zinc finger protein XlCGF57.1-like. The record is from RefSeq and is a predicted model, not a curated record. The transcript has 7 exons. NCBI's taxonomy places the organism in Eukaryota, Metazoa, Arthropoda, Insecta, Lepidoptera, Pyralidae. Bases 129 to 1901 code for a protein of 590 amino acids. Gene Ontology annotation, cellular component: nucleus. Gene Ontology annotation, molecular function: zinc ion binding.
GUAAAAAAGAAUAAUCAAAUGUGUCAAAAAUUACACUACUUUGUCUUAAAGUAUUUGUUGAUUGUUGUGUUCUUUAAAAUUUUUAUUAUUUGUAUUUUGUGGAAAUAAAUUAGAAUGUGAACAAAAUUAUGUCAGAUAAGUGGAAUAUAGUAGGCUUGUGUCGGUGCUGCCACGCAGAAGGCAAUUUCAAGAGUCUUGCUGUAUCUUAUACAUGCAGUGGCAGCAAUGAAAUAUUCUCUGUUAUGCUUCGUGAUACUUUCAACUUAAUUAUAGCUCCAAUACCUGGUGAAAGGGGGGCAUCCUCAUACAGUAUAUGUGGAGCAUGUGAACCCCGUCUGCGAGAUGCUGCACUCUUCAAACAACAGGUGGUUACAUGUGAACAGAAGUUUACCCAGUAUUACAACAACCAUGAUUUUAAAGAUGGUGAGUUUUGGAAUAAAACUGUCAAAUUGGAAGUAAAUGAUGUCAAGAAUGAGUCUGGCCACAGUGAUGAUCUCCACUCAAAAUAUGAUUUGAAAGAAGAAACUCUACAAUCUAACGAUGAAGGAGUUAAAUCUGAUGAUGAUACAUUUAUGGAAGCUGACGAUGGAGAUGACGAACCCCUGUCGAAGCUUCGAACUAAGCUCGAGGUACCUUUACAAUUAGACCCUGAUGCCGAUUGGGUAGCUCCUCCGCAAUUUACCUUAAAUCAAGAUCGCAGAACACAUAGAACAGAUAAGAAAUUCUCAUGCAAUGUAUGUGAGAAAAAAUUCUCAUACCAGGGGUCUCUAGAAGUGCAUAGAAAAAUACAUACGGGCGAGAAAACUUACAACUGUUAUUUAUGCAAUAGUAAAUAUAAACAGAGCAAGACAUUGACCAAACAUAUAGAAGAUACCCACAGCGUUGGUAAUAGGUACCCUUGCACUUUAUGCACUCAGAUAUUUGAUAAAACUAGAACUUUUAAAAAACAUGUAUCAAUACAUUUUGAGGAGAAAUACAAAUGUAAUUACUGUAGUAAAGAGUUCCAGUGGAAGAAAGGAUUGAAAGAACAUAUAAAAACACAUACGGGCGAAAAGAAAUAUGUAUGUGAUAUUUGUAAUAAGUCAUUUGUACAUAGUCAGACAUUAAAAUCGCACUUGUUGACGCAUACCGGUGAAAGACCUUAUGUUUGCGAUGUUUGUGGUCGACGGUUUCCGCAACGAACACAUUUGAAAAGACAUAUAUUUAUAAUUCACACUGGAGUCAAACCUUACUCUUGUAAAGUUUGUAACAAACAUUUCUCAAGCAAGAGCUAUCUGGCGAUACAUGAACGUCAGCAUACUGGUGAAAAACCAUAUUCAUGUGAAGUGUGUAAAAAGAAUUUCACCGCAUACACAACAUUAAAAGUGCAUAUGAGAGUUCAUACGGGCUUAAAACCUUACACAUGUAGCUUUUGCAGUCGACAGUUUGCGCAAAUGGCCAGUUUCAAGCUACACGAACGAACGCAUACUGGUGAAAAACCAUUUUCGUGUAAUGUUUGUAAAAAACCAUUCUCAGACAAUGGUUAUUUGAAAAUACAUAUGCGAGUACACACUGGUGAGAAACCGUACAGUUGUGACGUAUGUAAACGGUGUUUUAGGGAGACAGGACAAUUAAAACGGCAUAUGCGUGUGCACACUGGCAUAAAACCUUACACAUGUAAAAUAUGUAACAAACAAAUUGGUAAUUUAUCUAAGCACAUGCGGGUACACUCCACUGAGAGGCCUUAUUAUAAUUGUGAAAUAUGUAAUAAGCAUUUUUCUGUCAACGGUAAUUUAAAGUUGCAUAUGCGUAUUCAUACGGGUGAAAAACCGUAUGCAUGUGAUGUUUGCAACAGUCAAUUUACUCAGAGUAGUGGUUUAAAACGGCACAGAUGCACACAUACAGAAAAGAACGAUGUUUAGUUUGCUUAUUGUUUUAUCUACAAUCUAAUACGAUCGGCGAAUAAGUACAAACAUGUAUAUAAACUCAUAUAAAAAUUGUAAUGUACAUACACCACAUGUAGAGAAAAUAAGUACUACAUUGAUUUAUAGAUAAUAGGUACACGACUGUGUAUCUAUUAUGUGUGUUCAUCUUCUGUUCCAUGAGAAUAAUGGGGGAAAGAGCUGUCUAUAAGUAUUUGAAAGAAUUAAGGGUGUAUAAAAUUAAUGUACAAGUUGUACUGCAGUGAUUAAUUAAUAAUAAACUAUACGUUAACUGUGUAUAGGUAAUUAGUAAUAAUUUAUGAGAAUAUUUAAUGAUAAUUAAU